AUGGCGGGGUGUUACAAUCAAGGGCAGAGCAGACCGUACUUCCAAAAUUUUAAUCAAGGACAGCAAAACGUGAAUGGUGGAUGGAGAGGUCAGCCGAGCUCUGGAUGGGUAAAUCAAAAUUCUGGAGGAAAUCAAUAUCGUCGACCAUCCCAUAUGGGAUAUCAACAACAGCAACAAUACUUCCCACCGCAGCCGAGCGUUCCACAACAAUACCCACAACAGUAUCAACUGUCCCCAAUGCAGCAAGGGAACUUUCAACCUCAACAAUUGCAGAAUGCGCAGCAGUUUGAAAAGCAAGUUCCACAGCAGAGGCCGUCUUUGGAGGAGACUAUGCAGUCCUUCAUGGAGAUCAGCAAGGAGAACAUGGAGAUGACUAAGCAAAAUUUUGAGUCUCAAUCCGCCACAAUAAAAAGACUUGAGGCUAUCGUAGGGCAAUUGUCGGGCACUUUGAACAAAAUUCAACAGCAGCAGCAGCCCGGGAAAUUUCAUGGCCAACCUCUGCAAACUCACCAAGCUCAAGCUGUCACUGUUCUUCGCAGUGGUAAGAUGGUGGAUAACAAAAUGGAUGUUCCUGUCCAGACCAAAGAAGAGUUGCCGAGCUCUGCCUUCACCAGAGAAAAGCAGCCGAGCUCUGCCUUCACUAGAGCAGAGCUGCCAAACACUACCUUCACCAGAGCAGAGCUGCCGAGUCCUGUCCAGACUAGAGCAGAGCUGCCAAGCUCUACCUUCACCAGAGAAGAGCAGCCGAGCUCUGCCUUUACCAGAGCAGAGUUGCCAAGCUCAGCCCAGACCAGACCAGAACUGCCGAGCUCAGCUCUGACCAGCCCUAGCGAUGGAGAGAAGGCAGAACAACAUAGGAAGCCAAAAGAUGGAGAGAUGGAAGAAGGAAAGGAGGACAAACUUCACAAGUCUACUACACCUUAUCGACCUCCGAUCCCUUUCCCGGGCUGA
Salvia miltiorrhiza (redroot sage) is the source of this 951-nucleotide messenger RNA. RefSeq lists its product as uncharacterized. The record is from RefSeq and is a predicted model, not a curated record. NCBI's taxonomy places the organism in Eukaryota, Viridiplantae, Streptophyta, Magnoliopsida, Lamiales, Lamiaceae. The transcript has a single exon. Bases 1 to 951 code for a protein of 316 amino acids.